ACUAGUAAUCAGUAUUAUGGACAAGCUGAAAAGAGUACUGAGUGGUAAUGAUUCUCCUGAUGAAGAGAGUGGUAUAAUGUCUCAAUUUGAUGAUGGUGCAACUUUUAGUUGGUCCACACGAAUUAAAGGCUUUCUGGCAUGCUUCAUAGUAGGAAUAUUAUUAUCGUUUUUGGGUUCUUUUGCCUUAUUUUUGCACAGAGGCUUACCUGUUUUUGCCGUAUUUUAUACCCUAGGCAAUAUAACUUCCAUAGCUAGCACAUGUUUUCUGAUGGGUCCUUUCAAUCAGAUAAAGAAAAUGUUUGCACCUACUAGAUAUAUAGCAACCAUAUUAGUGCUAGUAUCAUUCAUUUUAACAUUAGUUUCAGCAUUAGCGUUGGGGAAGCCAGUACUUGCACUCAUAUUUAUAAUAAUACAGUCAUUAGCAAUGACUUGGUAUUCCCUGUCAUAUAUUCCAUACGCCAGAGAUGCUGUGAAGAAAACUGUAUUGACUUGCAUAGUUUAGGGAAUAAUGUACUUAAGAUUUUUUGUAUAUACACCUGUAUUAAUUUUAAUUUAUCAUUGUUGUACCCCUUGUCAUGAAUAAUCAUAGAUCUCUUACAAUUAUUAUUAAAUAAAUAUUUUUGCAGACUG
Molecule: messenger RNA, 630 nt
Organism: Phaedon cochleariae (mustard beetle)
Lineage: Eukaryota; Metazoa; Arthropoda; Insecta; Coleoptera; Chrysomelidae
Source: the annotation of a GenBank genome assembly